UACUUUAGUUAUUCAUUUAAAUGCUUUUCCUCCGAUAUGAGUUCAUUUAUUGAUCCUGACUAUUCUAUAGGUCGCAAUCUGCGACAGCGACAAAGCAGAAAAGGUAUCUCUAACAAUGACGCGAUAUUAGAUUCAGAAAAAAAUAAAAGAAAAGGAAAGAAAAAAGGUCAAUAUUUUGGAAAAAAUAGUGCAUAUGAUGAAUACGGAAAUAUUCGAUUCAACGGACUAGAUAUUUGCGACUGUAUAAAUAAAGAUUGUGAUGGUUGCUGGUUUGAAUGUCCAAGUUGUGGCUCUACUAGGUGUGGUCCUCAAUGUCGCUCAAAUCGAAAGUUUUUCUAUGAAGGCAUUACAUACGAUGGAAAAGAUUUAUCUAUACAAAACAAAUAUAUUUCCAAAUAAAAUCUUCAUAGUUAUAAAUACAAAAUAAUUAAGAACUUUAAAAA
This is a messenger RNA of Drosophila rhopaloa, 443 nucleotides long. Its product is annotated as ARL14 effector protein. NCBI's taxonomy places the organism in Eukaryota, Metazoa, Arthropoda, Insecta, Diptera, Drosophilidae. The transcript has 2 exons. The coding region runs from base 37 to 399 and encodes 120 amino acids. Gene Ontology annotation, cellular component: intracellular membrane-bounded organelle. The record is from RefSeq and is a predicted model, not a curated record.